Cucumis melo (muskmelon) is the source of this 2319-nucleotide messenger RNA. Its product is annotated as FT-interacting protein 3-like. NCBI's taxonomy places the organism in Eukaryota, Viridiplantae, Streptophyta, Magnoliopsida, Cucurbitales, Cucurbitaceae. Bases 1 to 2319 code for a protein of 772 amino acids. The transcript has a single exon. The record is from RefSeq and is a predicted model, not a curated record.
AUGGAGAAGAAGAAUCAACCAAACCCACGUAAGAAACAUGAAGAUUUCGCUCUCAAAGAGACUUCCCCCAACAUCAAUGGCGGAAAAUCAUCUGUUGGCAUUAGUACCGCGUUUGAUCUUGUUGAACAAAUGUUGUUUCUUUACGUCAAAGUCGAAAGAGCAAGAGAUUUAAUGGAAACUUGUGACCCUUAUGUUGAAAUCAAGCUUGGAAACUACAGAGGGACCACGAAAGCUUUUGAGAAAACACCAAAUCCAGAAUGGGGUACUGUUUUUGCCUUUGUGAAAGAUCGAAUUCAGACAACUGACGUCGAAAUCUCUUUGUUUAAUAAGUCAGCAGCCGGUGCAGAGAUCGGCAGCAUUGUUAUGAGCAUUGCCGACGUUCCAUUGAGGAUACCACCCGACAGUCAGUUGGCUUCGCAAUGGUAUAAACUCGAAAAGCGAAACAGCAAUGGCAGUCAAGUCAGGGGUGAGUUGAUGCUCUCCGUUUGGAUGGGGACUCAAGCCGACAACCAUUACUCAAUAGCGUGGCAUUCUGAUGCAGCAUCGGUCAGUGGCGACGGUGUCAUCAACACACAAUCGAAAGUUUACCAAUCACCAAGGUUGUGGUACUUGAGAGUGAAUAUAAUUGAAGCUCAAGAUUUAGUAAUCAGAGACAAGAACAGAAAGCCAGAGGUUUUGAUUGAAGCAAGACUUGGGAUUAUACAAAUGAUAAGCAGAAUAUCAGAGAGUAAGAAUUUGAAUCCAACAUGGAAUCAAGACAUGUUGCUUGUUGCAGCAGAGCCAUUUGAGAAGAAUUUAGAGCUUCGUGUGGUUGAUAAGAUUGGUCCUAAUGAAAUUGAAGUUCUAGGUGUUUGUCAUAUUCCUCUAGAGAAAAUUGAAGUGAGAAAUGAUAGUUCACCUGUUGAGAACAGGUGGUACAAUCUAGAGAGGCCCAAUGGAUUCAAGGCAGGGGAGGAAGCAAAGGAAGUGAAGUUUGCAAGCAAGUUGCAUUUGAGAGUCUCUUUAGAUGGAGGGUAUCAUGUUCUUCACGAGCAGAUUCAAUAUGCAAGUGAUCUUCGAGCAACGUCGAAGUCGUUAUGGCCGAAGUGCAUUGGUGUUUUGGAGUUAGGUAUCUUGAGUGCUUCAGGCUUGUCGCCGAUGAAACAAAGAGAGAAUCAAACUGACCCAUUUUGCGUAGCGAAAUACGGGCCGAAAUGGGUGAGGACUAGAACAAUUACUAAUACUUCUGAUCCAAAAUGGAAUGAGCAAUACAUUUUUGAGGUUUACGACCCAUGUACUGUUUUAACUAUUGGAGUGUUUGAUAAUGGUUAUCUCCAAGGAGGAGGGGAUAAAGGGAAGGAUAGUCGAAUUGGGAAGGUUCGGAUUCGAUUGUCGACGCUCGAGACCAAUCGAAUUUACACACAUUCUUACCCUCUUGUGGCGUUGCAAGCUUGUGGUGUGAAGAAGAUGGGUGAGAUUCAAUUGGCAGUAAGGUUUUCUUGCUUAUCUUUUAUCAACAUGUUGCAAACUUAUGCUCAACCUAUGCUACCUGAAAUGCAUUACGCUCUCCCUUUGUCCAUUUACCAAAUAGACCACUUGAGAGACCAAUGCUUAAACAUUCUUUCAGACCGACUAACACGCGCCGAGCCAAAGCUAAGGAGGGAGGUCAUCUACUACAUAUUGGAUGCAGACUCACACUUAUGGAGCAUAAGAAAAUCCAAAGCCAACUUCAACCGGAUUGCAGCGCUUUUCGAGUGGUUGGUUUUGUUUUGCAAAUGGUUUGGUUGUGUACGAAGUUGGACCAAUCCUACUUUAACCGUUGCAGUUCACAUGAUGUUUAUACUCAUCGUGUUCUUUCCUAAACUAAUCUUUCCCACUAUGUUUUUUUACUGUUUCUUGGUGGGUAUGUGGCGCUACCGUUAUAGGCCGAGGCAUCCACCACACAUGGAUACUGAGCUUUCGUACGCUUAUGCGGUGACACCUGAUGACUUAGAAGAGGAAUUUGACACGUUUCCAAGUAGAGUGAAUGGAGGAGCGUUGAGAAGACGAUACGACAAGCUUCGAUAUAUCGGGGGGAGAAUGCAAGUGUUGAUGGGGGAUUUAGCAACACAAGGGGAGAGGAUUGAAGGGGUUCUAAGUUGGAGGGAUCCAAGGGCAACUGCACUUUUUAUGAUGUUUUGCCUUGUUGCAGCUGUGGGAAUGUAUGUAAUUCCUUUCGAUGUUCUUAUCCUUUUAAUGGGGCUUUAUGCAAUGAGACACCCAAUAUUUAGGAUCACUUUACCUUCUUUCCCUCAAAAUUUUCUUAGGAGAAUGCCUGCUAGAAUUGACUCUUUACUUUGA